CAACAUGACUAUCCAUCGACUCAAGUGCCACUGUCUCCUGGGCAACUUUUCCACUUCUCCGGAUUAUCUGCAUCCCACCGUGAACUCGCUUCCCCCCACCAAGAUGGCGCCAUCAGCUGACGUCAGCAACGUGAAAUUAGGCGCCAGCGUGUCCUACAACUGCAACGAUACCCCGAGUCGCAGCGGUGCGCAGGGGAAAACGCGUUCGGUUGUUGCCAGCCAGAAGAGUGGCGUCUACUGCUCGUACUCCGACACGUCGAAUAAUGUACAGGGCUCGAAUAGAAACACCAUGGGGAGCCCUGGCA
Messenger RNA from Lymnaea stagnalis (great pond snail), 305 nucleotides. The record is from the annotation of a GenBank genome assembly. NCBI's taxonomy places the organism in Eukaryota, Metazoa, Mollusca, Gastropoda, Lymnaeidae.